Molecule: messenger RNA, 12810 nt
Organism: Pocillopora meandrina
Lineage: Eukaryota; Metazoa; Cnidaria; Anthozoa; Scleractinia; Pocilloporidae
Source: the annotation of a GenBank genome assembly
AUUUGGUGGACAAUGACGAAAGGCUUGGCAAUUUUCACGCUGCUCAUGUUGUGUAAUUCCAUGUCGGCCGCACGCAAACCAAAGCACACUUUUCGAAGCGGUUCAGGAUCGGCGAGGCGACCCAACAUAGUUUUUAUUAUGACAGAUGAUUUGGACACUGCGCUUGGAUCGCCGGAGGUAAUGAAGAAGACUAGCAAAAUUCUUCGCCAAGAAGGAGCCGACUUUGUGAACGCGUUCGUCACAACACCUAUGUGCUGCCCUUCCCGCGCCAGCAUUUUGACUGGUUCCUACGCACAUAAUCACAACACGUACACUAAUAACUUGAAUUGUUCAUCUCCCUCCUGGAGAAGAGGCCCAGAGAAGAAAACUUACGCCAAGUACUUAGAGUCUUCGGGAUACGUAACGGGUAAGUUAAUACAUUGAUCCACUCUUCUAGAACUAUAAUUAUACUUUAUCAACACAUUGUCUGGUGUCAUAGAACUUCACUCAGGGGAAUACUUCACAUUGAAAUUCUGAAAUCGAAACCAAUAAUUUUUAUGGUUUCUUUAGUACAGCUCCUCUGACACAAUUGACUACAUUGAGCCUUCGCUGCUCACGCUGGUUAUCACAAAUCUGCCAUCUUACAAUUAGCCACAAUAGAAUUGUAAUGAAUAUCACAUCUCGUUGAAAUUCUUUUGGUCGUCCGAUUUUCAAACGAUGCUUUGUUGCUUGACUAACUCUCAUUGUCUUUUUAAGUGAAUUACGUCAGCACUGCCGGCAUUUUCUAAAGUAUUUCAUGAAGCAGCUACAGCAAAGAGCUGAUCCCUAGAAAGUCCGGUCAGGCUGCAGCUCAUAUGUAAACCUCUUUAUCAAAACUAUUACCCAGCGCAUGUUUGGCGGUUUAGCUGUGUUUUGGUCACAGCAAUUCAUGGGUCAAUGUUGUAUUUUCAUUGGAGAUUAUUUAAUCAGUUAAUUCACUUCGCAAGUAGCGAUAAGAAAAGAACGAAAACUUCUCUCUUCAAAGAAACAUUUCUUCUUAUUUCGACCAAGUAUGCUUUAAACCAAGAAGCUGUAUUUGUUUUGAUUUCAUCGGAGAAAUGAAAUCAGAGAAAAUCGUUCAAAAUCCAUCCUCUGGCUAAACCUCCGCAAUAAGUCAAUCUCAAGGUCGUUUAAAGAUUUAAGUAGCUCUGACCCAAUGCAAAGGAAAUGCUCCUACCAACAGGUUAAAAACUCCCUUGAUCUGAAAACUCAGUGUACUCAGUUGCUUUUGCUGUCUCUUAAUGUUUUGGAAUCUUUCCACACCAUAAGUGCACGAUCUUUAAACUGACUGAAAAGUCAGUCAUUAAAGGUUCAGCGACUUGCAUUCUGCUCUUCACUUUUGUUUUACCAGACAAGUUAUUCAAGGAAUGUCGCCUUUGGUUGAAGGUUGUCUUAUCUGACCAAAUCUGCAAAAAAAACUGUUUUACAGGACUGAUAGCGGUCUGUUUUACCUGUCUACUGAAACGAUUACUCGAAGUGUAUCAUUGAAAUUGCUUGUAAUUGCAUUUAGCUAAAUGCGCACUAGAGGAUUUUGAUGAAGUGAGACGUCCUACAAAGGAAUCAUUUGCAUAUUAUUCAUUUAUCAUUUUAAGAUUGUAGUUGUGCAAUACUUUCGUUGAGGCCCCCUGAUGGUGGUCGACUUUUAGUGGAAAUCAAAUAACAGCGGCUCACCGAAUUAUUAAACAAUGUAAAAGCAUUUGCCGUGAUGUUUUCCGGGAUGUACGUUGCUUCCUUAGGAUUAAUCACCAAAGGCAAAUAAAGGAUUCAGUCCCUUUCCGAUAUCAUGAAAUCGUGCCAAAGUAAAUGGUCUUCUCUUAAGCGAGCUAAAUCUAGAAAAGGUGGAAGAGUGUCAACGGAGUUAUAACGAAACAUCACGAAUUUCCUCUCUUUAAAUUGGUAGCCUGUUUGCGAUGAAGAUAUCACUCUAAGUUUGCCGUAACCUUUGCUCCUGAUUCCGACUACACAGACAUUCUAUGAACAGACUCGGCAGAAAAAGAUGAACAUUUAGCACUUCUAUCUGAAAAAUUCCGACAUUGCCAUGAAUUGUUUCUAUAAUCUGGAACACUAUUCUUUUCCUGUCAAGGUUAUUUACACUCAUGUGUAAUAAAGUAAGCUUUGCAGAAAAGUUUUCCGUAUGAUGAAGCAAACAGAACGAGACAAAUUUAUGUACAGAGACAAGGUCAUAUUUUUUGCUGCUGUGGCAGUCUUUCACCACUUCGGUUAGAAGCAUAAUACUUGCAAAGGGAAACGACGAAAACGCACAGUAAUUAGUACCAUUUUUAGGGAAUAAUGAAGACUUCCUUUUAGCAAAGUUUCUCUAACAUUGUUUACCUUACUGCGUAGUUUUGUUUUAUUUUAUUUUAUAAUUACAAACGCCUUGCACUUUUCCUCAAAUGAACUUUAACAAGCUGAAAGGAGUUUUCACUCAGACAAGCUGAGCUCGUUUGGUUUGAAACGUUCUUGCCGACGAGUCCAUAAUUGACUGUGUGAGGUUCAUUGGAAAGCAUUUUUGUAUUGAUCCAUGUUCAAACUGAUCACCAACUCAAACAGGAAGGCGUAUCAGCCAGCUAUUUGGAUGACGUGCCUUAACCCAGAAUUGAAGUUGUUUUUUAAGACUGUGGAAUUUCUCAGUGCAUUUGUCUAAAAGCAAGUAUCUCCUUUCGUGAAACUAACAAAGAGACAAAAAUUCCCUGAAUGAACGUGAUUUGAUCUAUCUCUCUCGCACGCUCACUGUCUGUCUCUUAUUUUAUUGCCCUAUUUUCUUUGGUUCGUCCUUUGUAAUUUACUGUACCGCAAUGGUGUCAACAGCAGAAACGUGACCAUUUGAAUAUUAAAAAUAAAAUCUAGAUCUUACUAAAAUUACUGAAGUGAAAAAUAUGAAAAAGGCAUUCUAACAAUAGAUUCACACUAAUUGGGGAAGCUUUAUUCCCUCUGCCAUUACAAAGUCAUUGGGUGUUUGUCAAAUAAUUUCCUCCUCUGUUUUUUUCCUAAAAGGAAAGCGAGAAUUAUAUCAAUCGAUGAAAACUAUCAGAACUAGAACUUUUAUUGUAGUCGGGGUUAAACGCUUCUCCAAUUCAUAGAAAGUUCAACUCAUAAUAGUGCUAUAAAGAUGUUAAUUUUUCAUUUACCGGAUUCACAACGAGAUUAUUCUCUUCUUUUUUUUCGAAGUGCGGGGGGCAUUGACUAUCGAUUUUCCGGAUAUAUUUUUCCGGACAACACAAUUUUUGUCCUGGAAUACUGAGAAAGAACUCUCUUGCAACAUCUUACCUAGAAAGGGAAGUGCUAAUGAGAUUCAUCCACAGCAGCUUCUCAUACCAUCACGAUCUACUGACAAGUGUAAUUUAAUAUCUUAGUGGGGCAAAAAAUUGUUAAAUUUUUUGAUGAAGAUUUUCCUCUCUUGACACAACAAUACGGAUAUGAAAAUUUCAUGCAAAUCCCCUUUCGAAGAUCUUUUUAUUCGGGUGUCAAACUCUGAAAAGGGCCAAAUGGCGGCGAUUCUCACAGAACGAGUUUGGCCUCCACCUUCGUUGAGAAAAAGUGAAAAUAAAAAAGGAACCGGAGAAAGCUGACAUGAACCAUGGAGGUUUUUUUGUGGUAUUUAGCCUUGUAUACCAAACCAAAGUGCAACAGUCCAAACAAGCUCUAUAAAUAGUAUCAUAUAUGGUCGAAAAACUUCUUGCAUUCAAGAACCGUUUUUCCCUUCUUUUGUUGUUUUUCUAAUGUGACCUGGUAAGAUACACGGUGACUGUAUGUUGAAAGGAGCAGUGUCUUCACCUACGCACGUUAAUUAUUUCAUUGAGCUAUGAAAUGUUCAUCCAAUUAAAGAAUCUUUCAGUAGGUUACCUCAGAAUGCAGUAUGUCAAUUGAUCACAUAUAAAAGGCACAAAAGAAUUAUGCAAAAGGCAUCUUUAACACUCGUUUUGAUGAGAACUUCACCAGAGCAUUAAGCGUUUCUGAUAGAGCAUUUUACACAGCUGUAUUUACAGUCCCACAGUUUCACAGUUGUGUAAUGGAUGUCCUUUCUGAAAUACUGAACCAAAAUAGAAUCUUCACGAACAACGAAACUGAGUAUUUUAAAUACUUUAGCAGAAUUAAUUCUGUAGAUAAACAACACAUAUGCGCUAAUCAGGAUUAUAAUAUCGUGGUAUUUUGUGCAAACCGGACAAUACAAUUUUUGUGCGCGUUAGCAGGGCGGGAAGAGGAUAAGUGUCUUUACUUUAAAUGUUAAUCUUUUCAUUGCAUGUGUAAGUAAUAAUAAGUGCGAAUAAACAGUAAUCAGAUUUGCGCUGAACAAUGUUUAAAGCCAGUUGACCCUAAUUGCUGGGUUGGAACAACGCAUCUUAAACGAAGCACGCACUGUAACCCACACAUUGUACAUUUUCCAUAUAUGACCUACUAAAUUGCAAUUGAUAAUUUUGGAAAACCUCUCGCAGUUUAUUUUCUUUAAACCCAGCCAGCUGCACGAUGAGAGGGAUAUUUUGCAUCAUAAUGGCGAUAACCGUCGGUUAUCUUCGUGUCACAGGUCCAUCCGCCUUACUGCGUCGCCUUUUAAUGUUUUUUUAAGUUCGUAAGAAGUGUGAACAGAAUGUCAGUCCUGUCUGAGAACUUAUUUAAAGAUCUACUGGUUGGAUUUACAAGUCAGACGUUAUCGUAUACGCCUAAUACAAUUGUCAGCGAGCCAAAACACCAGAUAAACGAAUCAAUUAUUACAACAAAUAGUCCAAUCUCAUUUACGUAAAAGGUUUUUCUUUAACUUCACUCGUAAACCUUGACUGAGGUUCCAGUAAUUGUUUGUUUUGCAAUGCCUGUCUGAUUUUUUUAUCGGAAUAAAACAAAACUAAACGGCACAUUCUUCUUAGCUUAGUUUUGCGUAUUUUUCUCCAAUUCUUAUACAUCUUUAGAUCCCUCUAGCAAUAACCCAAUCGCAAAUGAAUUGUCAGAUCUGAUGGACAUGCAAGUGAACAAUACGAUGGGAACGUUAAUUUUAACACGCUCAAACUCAAAUAGUCAGCAAACAUCAAGCAGCAGCCACCAGGACUGUUAUUGUCCUCUCCGGCAUUGGCCUAUGAAUAGUGCGCUCAAAUAAGUUUAAAGUCACAAAUUGCAUGCACCACAGACUUGCUUGGUCACGGGAAGGAAAUUUAAAAAGGUCUUUGGGGUUUUUAAUAACUAUUAGUAUGAUAACAAUUAGGACUAAUUUCUUUUUACUCUUAAUAGUAUAAGGAAGGAUUAGCUUUUGACCACGGAGAUACAGAUAUACAAAAGAAAGAUUUUAUUUAAUCUUUCUAGAAUCUCGUCCAGGUGUCGCUGUUUAAUGCUCAAUAAACAAUUGAUACUCUUAGUUGCGUGUCGAUGAUUCUUGAUGAAAUUUCCACCUUGUUUUUACGUCAGACCAUGACUAUCGGUUGGACCUUUUCACGGAAUCGGCCUACCUGACAUACCUGCAUGGGAAGUUGUUCAAGUGAUUCGUUUGUUAAGACAUAAAAAAAACGGCAGCUAUGGGGCAGUUUUUUCGUCUGUAAUACAUUUUUGCGAAUAGAUCUGUUAGACAUUAAAAUCGUGACAUGUUUUUAUCAUAAAUUUUCUUUUGACCAGUGACUGGACAUCUUAUUGUCUGCGAGUUUUUUGUCUUCAAGUGAAGCAACCUUUAUGUGAUCAGUUGUUUAAAUUCUAAUGGAGACAUAGACAAGUUCAGAUCAAGAUGGUUUAUCUUCCUUUCGCAGGUUACUUUGGCAAAUAUCUAAACGAGUACGAUGGGAGCUGGGUACCAGCGGGUUGGAAAAAAUGGGAAGGACUGGUGUUUAACUCCAAGUUCUACAACUACACAAUACGACGCAACACGUACAAAGAACGACACAAGAUGGAUUAUGGGCAGGAUUACUUCACUGAUUUCAUCACUAAUAGGAGUAUCUCUUUCAUAAAACGGACAAAAGAGAACAAACCACACAGUCCUUUCCUAGCUGUGGUGAGUCAUGCAGCCCCUCAUGGCCCGGAGACGCCUGCUCCUCAAUACAGUACAGCAUUUCCUGGUGCCCAAGCUCCAAGGUAUAACCAAGAUUAUGUUUAAGGAAGCCAGUAUCUACUAUCACUGUAACUUUUUUUCUCUUUGUUGCAAGAGUUGAUCCAUACAAAAGAACUAGGUUUUUCUGUCAUUAUUUGUUGGUUUGUUUUCUUGUCUACCGUUCACAAAACAAAUUGUUCGUUGUUAGGGUAUUCUGAACAUAUUUGCUCCCCUGUAAUUUAACCCUUAACUCCCGUGAGUUACCAAGACAGAAUUUCUCCCUACAAUAUCUAUACAAUAUCAACCAGAUAAGUGAUGAGAAUAAAGAAAAAGAUCAAUUUGGGGAUAAUUAGUUGAAUCAAUAGUAAAUUCUCUGAACCAACAUUACAAGAAUUGUAUGUUGACAGUAAGGAGAAUUACAAAUUUAAUUUGGGAGUUAAGGGGUUAAGUUAAGACAGAGUAAAAAUCUCUUCAUGUUUAUAUUUUCUCGGAGGAAGAGCAUAUGUUGCAAGCCGCUAUCGAACCUUACCAACCCUGUGUAGUCUACCAAUCGCUUACCACACACAGCUGAGCGAUCAUAUCGUCCUUGUGAGGUAACGUUUUGCACUUUUUACAGGUAUCCUAACUGGAAUUAUAUAUCACUGGACAAACAAUGGAUCAUGAGGGAAACACCUGCGAUGAGUGCACAGAAAAUAGCUUUCGUGGAUCUGCUUCACCGCCGUCGCCUUCAAACACUGCUUUCAGUUGAUGACUCAAUCGCGCGAAUCUUCCACACUCUCCAGUCCCUAGGGAUUGAAGACGAAACUUACAUAUUCUUCACAUCAGAUCAUGGUUACCAUCUUGGUCAGUUUGGUCAGGUCAAAGGCAAGUCCAUGCCAUUUGAGAGCGACAUAAGAGUUCCUUUUUACGUGAGAGGUCCAAUUAUUCCCAAGAAUAUCAGGUGAGACACAACACUCUGUUUCACUUUAAUUACAGUUUUUUGUAAUCAAUCGUAAUCAAUCAACCAGCGUCCUUUGCCUUGUCCUGUUUUUUUCUCCUCGUUCUUCUUGUUCCGAGUCCUUCCUUGCCUACCUUACUGCUCCCCUUUUUGGAAGAUACAGCCGCGUCAUUUGUUAAGUUAACAAAUCUUUGGUUAGGAGAGGACUUUUGACAAAUUGUGAACCCAAUUGCAAACCACAAAUGUGUAAAGUGAGUCGUCGACCUGUAAGGUUUCGAAGAGGAUUUCAAAGUGUACAGGUCUGAUAAGAAGAAAAACAGAGUUAACACCCUUAAUUGAUCGUUAAUCUUUUAAUUAUCGCUAGUUGUUAGGUGUUGACCCACUGAACCCUAACACCAGUAUGUUUAUUCUGUAUACUGUUCUCUAUAUAUUUCCUAAGGUGCUGACAUGGAGAAUUUGUGCAAAAAAAUCCAGAGUUUUGUUCGUUGGUGACCAUCUCCUUUAUUGUUGUGACCUUAAUGUGUGAUUCAGGGGUGAUGUUCUGAGGAGAAAAUAGAUGCUGAUCACGCUUAGGGGUGGAAGGGUUAAAUUGAUCUGACGAGUGAUGUUGACCCCAAGUUGAUCUUGUUUGUUAUGCAGUGUAACAGACAUGGUCUUGAACAUUGACCUGGCACCCACAUUUUUGGAUAUUGCCGGCAUUAAGAUACCCAAAGACAUGGACGGUAUGUCUGUUAUGAAACUGUUCCGCAGGACAAGAUACGGACGAAGAGCAAAAAGGUACACGUUUUUCCCGAAACUGUGGAAUCGAAGUUUCUGAUAUUCAUGCGUACUAAUUGUCAAUCACUAUUAGAUUGGUAGGUAAUGAAAGACUACAUCAAGUGUUCUGUACAUGCGCUGAUCAUUGUUGUGAUAUCAUCGAUUGUAAAGCUGUAGAGAGCUGUCUUUUUUCUUGAAAGAUAUUUUGACGAAUCACCUAGUUCAGGAUAAUAUCAUACCUGACUGAGAGAGGCAUUUUAAGCUUUCCACAGAAACAAACUUAGCACAAGUUAAGCUUUCAGUGCGUUUGUUGUUUACUGAUCUGUUUUUUUUUAUAUUUUCCAGGCGAACACAUGUUGUAUGGAGGGACACAAUUCUCAUAGAAAGGUCUCGAGGGUAAGCAGAAUAGUUCAACACACGACAAACUUAGCACAAAAAAAGUUAGCUUACUUUUGCCCUAUUAAUGAAGUAUUUUGCGUUUCUUGUGUAAGAAAUUCUUAAGGCCCUGAGUAUUUUUUUUUUAAUUCACAAUGAAAAGUUUUAUGUCUAUUCUAGAAAACCAGUUUUAGUUUGGUUCGUUUUGGAACCAUUUAACUGUAUCGCGAAUGCUCAAGCACCACACAUUUAUCACUUGUUCAAAGGGAAAUUUGAUGAUUUCAAAAGCAAGAAAAGAAACAUUAUUUUGUUGUUUGGCAGAUCAAUUUGCUUAUCAGUAGCCACGCUGAGAUAAUUUCAUGAGCAAUUUCGGCCGCUGAAAUUUUAAAUUUGUUGUGGUAAUGAGGCUUGAAACACCCUAAAGAAUAGUAAUCGUUCUACAUGGGUUUAAGCCAUUUGGGAAGGGACUCCCUGACGAUAUUAUACAGAGAGUUUGCGUAUUCAUUUGGAGCGUUAAAAGCUAAAGCCUUAAUUUAUGACUCUCCUUUGUUUAAAUUUUAGUUUUAUACCCUUAGAGUCAAUCUCGUCACCUCUCUUCAUAUGGUAAUAAUAUACCCUCUUACUUGCAAUCACUGAACGUGAUUGUAACGUGGUGUGCUGUACGGCUCGCCUUCCCGACUCACGAGUCAUCCGAUUGUAGUCAUUGGACUAAUUUAAUAUACUGUACACGUACAUUGUAGAAAUAUUGGCAAUGUGUCAUUUUAGUUGGAGAAGGACGAAGAACUUCAUGAAAGGGAAAUCAGGGAACAAGACUGCUUCGGUUAAGGAGCGAAAGAUGACCAUUUUGGAAGACAUCUGCUCCAGGCCAAAAUACCAAUCCCCUUGUCAACCCAAGCAGCUCUGGGAGUGUCAGACAGUCAACCGCAGACCAAGACUGAGAAAAUGUAGACGAAAUACCACAACUUUAUUAAGGACAGCUCCAAUUACCCGACCUACAUCUCCUACCGAUCCUGUGAAGAUGUGUGUUUGCAUGAAGCAAAGACCUGAUAGUGGACUGCAUGAAAACCAAAAUGACAUGCUGCUCUACGAGGGUGAGUUGAACAGUCGACUUUCCUUCUUCGAUAAUCUCUUUUUUUAUUUAUCCUUUAAUAAUAAGGAUUCUUUCUUUUGCUUGGAGAGAAGAGCUAUUUCAUUUAGUGAUCAAGCUUCCUAACACUCAUCAUAAUUUUGUCCUUUAUCAUUUUGCAGAGGAGCUGCUCAUAAGCGGCAUGGAUUAUUUGACCAAAGAACUCAGACGAAGAUCAAAAGGGUCUCGUUAUUUUGGAUACAAUCCAAGGAAGAGAAGAAAUGAGUUCAACAACAGGAGGUACCAGAAGGAAUUGGCCAGGGCUCAUAAGCUGCAAAAUCGACGUUCGAAGUCCAAAGUGUUUAUUAGGACUCCUGCUAGCAAACCAAAACCUCAGUCAAACGUGACUCAAACGCCUCACGGGUCUUCAGAAGUGCAACGAGCGGUGGCGGAAAAACUUGGAAAACUAAAGGAGAAAAUUCAGGGAAUAAGGCAACGCCUUGGUGCGUUGCGUGACAGGAGGAAGAAACUGCUUCUGAUAAGCGCGCGUGACAAGUUCUUAGAGUACCCCUGUCCAUGUAACCACGGUAAUGAUACCGCGAGAGAGAUCAAAGGAAACUAUGGUAAUGAUCAAUACCAGAUAUCAUCGCUGAGAAGAAGAAAUAAACCGCCAAAAGCUCCAUCCCGCAAAACAGAGACCAAGAAAAAAAAGGGGAAGGCGAAGCCAAGACGUAGCAUGUGUGCCAGCCCGGGUAUGAACUGCUUCUAUCAGACAGAGGAUCACUGGAAGCUGCCGCCGCUCUGGACCGGUAAAUAUUCUCACAUUCCACCUGUAAAAAUCAGGAAAACGAAUUUUUCGUUGAGUGCACGUCAUAUGGGUCUUUAUGCAUACCAGUAAGUGAAAGGAACGGAAAUUUCACCGUUGCCCCCACAGCCUAUGUUAAAUUAUUUACCAAUGAUCGAUCGCAGUAAGACCUUGACAUCCUUUUGUAAUGUUUCUCUGGGUAGAAAGCUAAAACUGAGGUGACAUUUUUUUUCGGCUAUUGGUCAGAUCUGCGUUCGGGUUGGCAGUGACUAUCCACUGCUGUUCAUCAUGCUACGGUGGUUUCGGAUGCCUUACCUGUGUCUCCUUAGGCAACCCCGCCUAGGUUUUCAUCGGUUUAUCAGUUGACUAUCUGAAACAGGAUCCCAUCUAUUAACCGUCGCUCAAUACAUUUAGUUGAGUUUCACCUAAACAUGCAAAGUUAUCACAGAGGAAAGUUUACAACAGAUUUGUAAAGAUUUACACUUCGAGUUGAAAUAUUAUCGUCAUGUUCAUGCUCAGAAUGCCCUGUGCUGACCAGAAGGGUUGUCCUUAUGCCAUGGCUCAAUGUUAUCACUUUGUAUUUAGGAACCAGUAGCUUCAUGAAAUGGUUGAAUGAGAGUUUAUAUGUAAUAAACAACGUAAAUGGACUGGUAGAAACUCUAAAACUUACAUUACCUGAUGUUUGUUUUUUUGUAUAGGAGGAGAAUUCUGUUUCUGUCCUAAUGCUGCCAACAAUUCUUACUGGUGCUUGCGAACAAUAAAUUCGACACACAAUUUUCUAUACUGCGAGUUCAUCACAAAUUUCUUGGAGUACUUUGACCUCAACAAGGACCCAUAUCAGGUAUGGAAACGUUCAAUUUGUUCGAAAGUUAAGCUGUACCGGGAAGUUGAGAUAGUUAUUCUCUUUGAGUUUUUAUCUCUGUUAUCAUUGAUUGCGGAUAGUUAAAAACAAAUCCACGCUUCCUAAAGCUUUUGAAUAUCAAAAGCCGUGAAUAAUAUACGACUCAAACAUGCUUAAGGUUUUAAUCUUAGUAACGAGUGUUUUGCCAUGCGAAUCAUAUUUUUAAAGCAUGUUUACACUCUGAAUGAUUCAGAGCAAUCCAGGUUGGUACAGCUCAAGUAAUAGUAAAUAAUGAAAAAAUUAAUCAAAGUUGAGGAAAAGGCAGGUCAAUUUAUAAUAAAUUCUGGAAAUUUUUUAAUUUGAGAAUGAUGUGUCAGAAAAUGACUAUGAUACCGUUGAAUCUGUAGACUGGGGUUGGAAUAAGUCAUUACUCACGUUUAUCUCGACAUUUCUACAUUUCCUUAAAGUUUUGUCUUGCAUUUUGCAACUCCUUGUUUUUACUAUUAUUUGCAUGGUCAUAGUACAAACGCUUUGUUGUGUUUUUUUCGGUGGAAGUAUGAGAAGGAAGACUUAGGGCUGUAGCUGUAAGUUACCUUGUGUUACCUUGUUACCACUGUCAGUGCCAACCUUGUUGAUGCCAUGUAAACCUUAAGCUCAUUAGGCUUCGUCCGUAACCUGAAACUGAACAUAUCAGUGGUGUUGAUAUUGAAUAUCAUCUUUUAUUAUCUUGCAGUUGCAUAAUAUAAUUCAUGAGGUGAGUCCUGGUGUUCUAUCAGAGCUUCAUCAUCUACUCGUCAAGAUGCGAGGAUGUAAGGGAGAGGAUUGCACUCAUUACCAUGGUAAGAAGCACCCUACAGUACCGCCAACAAGUCCAGCGGUCAACACCCACUUGAGAGAAGGUAUGGAAGAGAGUCACAUGACUCCUUUACCAACAGCGCCAUCAAACCUGCAAACAUCUGCUCGAAGUGCAGUGAACCCUUUGACUUCGGAGUCACCCUCUCUAGUCCUUGUUACGCGUUCGGACGUUACAGCAAGUUCUCCGCAGAGUGUUUGGAACAACGUUUCGAAACCAACUACUAUUGAAAAGUUUACAACACUUCCACCAAAAGAUGUAAAUGUGAGUUUAUUAGAACAUUCGACCAUUCAGUCGACAUUGAACUCAGAACGAAAACAACAGCUCAUGGAAAGCUUAAAAACCGAACAUUCAAUUGUUCAAGCUAGUGAAAUGGCGCCUUUACCUACAGUUGACUUUAAGACUAAGAGCAAGCCAGACGAAACAUCAGACUUGGAGUCCAACUCCUGUUUGAAUUGUUCCAGGUCCGACGACCUACCGAAAAUCUUCGUGAGAACUUCGGAACUCAACACAAGUUUAUCAGGAUUGAACGUUUCUUCAGUCCCAACCACAUCAGCAUCAGCGACUCCAAAAAGCAAAGAGGAAACUAGUGGAAUGCAUUUCAAUAUUUCUACACCAAAACCAGAGAAGGGAAAAUCGCCCAAGAGACGCAAAAAUGGAGAUCGAGAGGGGAGAAAAAAAGAUAAAUAUACUUCAAAAGGCAAACCAAAGAAUAAAAGUCUUAAGAAGUCCAGAAAGUUUAAAAAGAAAUCUUCAAACGGAGAAAGAACGUCACUGUCUGAAGAAAAGAAAGAGAGCCCAGAGAAUCCUACAAAGCAGACAGUUGUCUUAAACACCACGAUAUGGUCUCCGGAAUCUCCUUUAGACAAUAACAGCGAAAAGUCUGACCACGAGAAACCAUCUCAACCAACUGUAACACCCUCACUUGGCUCCAAUCAUGUACCCACAGUCUUAAUGAAGUCUUCGGGUCCUGACACAAGCUCUUCCAAACUAAAUGGUUCUUUAAUUGCAGCAACAUCAGCCUCUAUCACCACAUCAAGAGAAAGGAUGACUGAGAAAAAUGUGCGACAGACAACAGCAGUCAAACCAUCGAAGAGAAAGUCCGCAGAGAGAAGGAAGAACAGUAGCUCGAUUGAUAGGAACAAAAAAAAUUUCUAA